Messenger RNA from Xiphophorus couchianus (Monterrey platyfish), 3417 nucleotides. Its product is annotated as trace amine-associated receptor 1-like. The record is from RefSeq and is a predicted model, not a curated record. NCBI's taxonomy places the organism in Eukaryota, Metazoa, Chordata, Actinopteri, Cyprinodontiformes, Poeciliidae. The transcript has a single exon. Gene Ontology annotation, biological process: G protein-coupled receptor signaling pathway; cell surface receptor signaling pathway. Gene Ontology annotation, molecular function: trace-amine receptor activity. Gene Ontology annotation, cellular component: membrane. Bases 1377 to 2333 code for a protein of 318 amino acids.
UUUAUUUUUCAUAAAAAUGUCAAUGUUCAAUGAGUGAUUGGUAGCUUAACAGUCAACAUGCCAGUUUAAGUGUUUAUUGAGAUUUGGACAUGGCCACAGAAAGGUGAUGGGAAAAAAAUAAUCAUUUGAAAAGGGCCUGGGUGAGGGAAUGUGGAAGACGUUCCACAAAAAACACAACCCUGAACCUGGUGGGUGAAGUAGAUCUACAAAGAAAGAAAUGAAAUAUAAACAAAACCCCAUUGCACAUACAUAACCACAAGGCCAUCCUGAAGUGGCACAAAGUUUAUGCUCUGGGGCUUUGAGUUGCCAAAUCAAUGACUCAGUCAAUCAAAAUACAGGCAGAAUAAACUUUCCAGCUUAGCUAACAGCAGUCGAUGUGAUAUUAGCUAAACAUACAUUAUGUUGAGAAAAAUGUAAUGACUUGUAAACAAUUAACAAAUACCAAAUUAAAUUUUCAUGAUGCUUGGUAUUGCGUCCAAAGUCAAUCCUAUGUAAAUUUCCCUUUACAUUGUGUAAAUGUCCUUCUACUCUGGAUUUAAUACAAACAGAUCUGAGAAAGUGAGUAAAUGGUUCUAGUGAAAACAAUUUAUACACUUUUGACAAGCAACUUAGUUGUAGUUCUGAACAACUCUGGUGGAAUAUCUCCCUACCCUCUUCUGCCACACUACACAACAAAUGUUACCAAAUAUUUCACCUACACAAAGUAACUUCCUCAAAUUGUUGCACUCCAAGCUAUUUUCAGUAACAUUUAUAGUUCCUGCAGUCAUAUUAUGAUAAUACAUUUCUGAUAUGCCUGCCUUACAGGCUAGGGAAAGGUCCACAUCUUGAAUAUCUUAUUGUGUAAAUGAGUACAAGUUCCUACAUGAGGUGGAAUCUAUGGGUCAAAAGCUUGGGCGCAUUUCAAACAACAUGCUAAAAUCACAGCACCACAUAGUGGCCUGGCAUGAAAACUACAGGUCUGUGUGAAACUAAACAUCUGAAAACCACAUAACCAUGUGUCAGCAGUUUAACGUCAGUCCAACCGCGCUGGGCCCUAUACGCCCACACACACGUUGCCAUGCUAUAAGGCAACAUGGAGUUUGCCCGUCCUUAUUGGAUGGAAAUUGUAGCAUCCAAAGAUAGGUUGGUAAGUAAGACAUAAAAGCUUGUGCACAGAGACCAUCGUGCCACAGAGCAACCUGCACUGACAUGUUGCCUCGUUGCACAGAGACUCACGUUGCUGUAAGCAGCUAGCACAGCAUGUAAGGGUUGAUCAGCAGUAUCAGGUAUCAGAAAAGCCACUCUUUGUUUACAUUUAUGUAAUUUAACCUUUUAUUAAAUGCAUUUUAAAUGUUUGCCUUACUUUUAAUGUAACCUGAAUUCAGUUUUAGGUCUUCAUGGAAAACAGGACAGGUGUUGUGACUGUCUUACAGCAUCCAUGCUAUGAGAUAAAUCAGUUUAGCUACAAACUAACCGCGACUCCUUCUGUUGUAUGUAUAAUGGUGUAUGUGUUUCUGACACUUCUGUCUCUUGUGACUGUAUGUGGAAACCUCCUUGUAGUAAUAUCAAUAAUUUACUUCAAACAGCUUCACACACCCACCAACACUCUCAUUCUGUCUCUGGCUGUGGCCGACCUGCUGGUUGGGAUUUUAGUAUUUCCUCUCAGCAUGGCCUUCUCUCUCAGUUCAUGUACCUAUAAUGAGAGUUUAUUUUGUAAGGUACGUGACAGCUUUGAUAUAUUGUUUAGUACAUGCUCUAUUAUGCACCUGUGUUGUAUUUCAAUUGACAGGUACUAUGCUGUGUGUCAGCCUCUCACAUAUAGAUCUAAAAUCAGCCGUCAUGUUGUUGCCAUCAUGAUCACAGUGAGCUGGGGUGUUUCUGCUCUCGUUAGCAUCGGAGUGAUAAUUCCCAGACUGUCCCCUUACGGAUGUGCUGACAUGUGUUUUCUGGAUGUAAUCACGGCAAACAUUAUUGGACCUAUAUUAUCAUUUUACCUUCCAGUGGUCAUAAUGCUUUGCAUCUACCUGAAGAUUUUCCUUGUUGCACAGAGACAGGCACGAAGCAUCCAAAGCAUAAAGUCCAGAGCAACAGCCAGUAAGAUGGAGAGAAAAGCCACCAAAACUCUGGCGAUUGUUCUGGGAGUUUUUCUAUUUUGUUGGUCUCCUUUCUUCCUUUGCAUUUUCUUUUCUAUCCCGGUUUCUGUGAUUGAAACCGUUAACUGGCUUGCUCUGUCAAACUCUACACUGAACCCGUUUAUCUACGCUUUCUUUUAUACCUGGUUCAGGUCAGCUUUUAAAAUGGUUGUUACUGGCAAAAUAUUCUUUGGUGACUAUUGUAGCUUCAAAUUACACUGAGCUGUUUUGUUGAGGUAUAUAAUGAUAAAAGGAACCAGUAUGAAGACACAUAAAUGCUGACACUAUCAAAUUAGAUACUACUUAAUGUGUGUCACACAUCACAUGUCUCGUAGGCAGGAUAGAACCCAGAAACACGACAGAUCAGCGUGUUCUUCUAUCCCAGCUCCACCUCAUCCCUGCUGAAGAUGAUCAGGUUGGAGGGAGGAUCUGUUUAUAAUAGAAGCAAAUUAGUUGAUACCCUUCCAGCUCAUUCAAACAAAACUUUUCUCUCCUAAAACGAGAUUCAGGUAAAAGUAACUGUCCAAUAGGCAUUCUGCAUAUCAUAAACUUAAAUAAAUAAAUACUUCUAAGGUUGGUUAUCUGUUGUUUAUGUUGCAAAGAUAUAGUUUGGAUAGAUUUCUUGGGAUUUACAAAGAAACUUUAAAUCUGCGCAAUAAAGUUGUGUUUGGAACUAGGAGUUACCUUGGAUAGAAUCACAGACGCUUUCAAGUUUUUCCUCAGUCAUUCAGUCUAAUUAAAAGAUCAGCUGGGUAACCUGGUGUCGUUAUGCCCACCACACUAUGGAGUAUGUAUUUGAAAAAGCAAACACAGGAGUUGUCUACAGCUACUUAUUGUCGACUUUAGGAGGUAUAAACCAGACAUUCAGCCCAUCGUUAUAAAAGGGGAAGGAGUGGGGAUGGUGCCAAAUCUAUUGGUACCAGGUCACCUACAUCAGUGAAGACCUGACCUGGAACUCCAACUCCACUUCAGUCCUGAAGAAGACACAACAGAGACUGUUUUCCCGAGGAUUCUCAGGAAGAACAACCUGAGAACUGAGCUUUUGCUGUCCUUCUGUCGCUGCCCUUUUUAGGCCUGUCAUGAUAAAAACAUUUGCUGGACAAUAAAUUGUUCCAAAUUACUGAGUUUGUUUUAAUUUAUCAUGCGAUUAAUUGAUUUAUUGAUUAUUGUGACAGGCCUACGCACUCUGACUGGUAUAUCCCAGAGCAGUAGUAACUGUGUCAGUUCCUGGUGACCAACUUCAAAUUGCAAUGAUCUUUUUCUUUUUUUUUUGGUCUGUUUGUAGUAGUUCUGACCUAAAAAUAAA